Molecule: messenger RNA, 295 nt
Organism: Culex quinquefasciatus (southern house mosquito)
Lineage: Eukaryota; Metazoa; Arthropoda; Insecta; Diptera; Culicidae
Product: chymotrypsin-elastase inhibitor ixodidin
Exons: 2
Coding region: 17-295 (92 amino acids)
Source: RefSeq, a predicted model, not a curated record
UAACUAACUAUCCACCAUGAAGAUCAUCCUUUUGUCCGCACUCAUCGCCAUCUGUUUCUACACCUGUGCAGCGCAAACUGGUGCACCGAUAAAAUGUGGCCCGAACGAAACCUUCGACAAGUGCGGACCAAGCUGCCCGGAGACGUGCGAAUCGAAGCUGUAUCCACCACCACCUUGCGUACAGCAGUGUCGCCGGGGAUGCUUCUGCAAUCUGGGAUACGUCCGAAACACUGCGGGCGAGUGUGUCCCGACGGGCGAGUGUUGGCCGAAACCGAUGACCACGGGAAAGAAUUGA